GAGAGCCAAAGUAGGAUAGGUGAAGCUGAAGCAGGCAGCCGAGCGUGUUCAGACGUCUUCAGAACCUAGAAGGAGCUGCAGAAGCUUGGAGUCUGAGGCUUGCACAGCCCUUCUCAUCUUCUCCCAGAUGUCUAGCAAGGUGGCCACUGGCAGUGACAUUGGACAGGCCCGAAGGGCAGUGGAGCAACUGCGAAUGGAAGCAGGCAUCAACCGCAUAAAGGUAUCCAAGGCAGCCACAGAUCUGCUGCAGUUCUGCACGGAGCAGGCCAAGAGCGACCCCUUCCUUGUGGGCAUCCCAGCUGCCACCAACCCUUUCAAGGAAAAGAAACCCUGUGCUAUCCUAUGAACUCACAAUAAUGCUACUGCCCUUAUUACCCUGGAUACCACAGGAAGGUCCUCAAUAAAAAUGACAGCUCCUGUGUUGCA
Messenger RNA from Mastomys coucha (southern multimammate mouse), 426 nucleotides. It is a transcript of the gene Gng14, whose product is annotated as G protein subunit gamma 14. Gene Ontology annotation, biological process: G protein-coupled receptor signaling pathway. The record is from RefSeq and is a predicted model, not a curated record. Gene Ontology annotation, cellular component: heterotrimeric G-protein complex. The transcript is spliced from 2 exons. Gene Ontology annotation, molecular function: G-protein beta-subunit binding. NCBI's taxonomy places the organism in Eukaryota, Metazoa, Chordata, Mammalia, Rodentia, Muridae. Bases 128 to 346 code for a protein of 72 amino acids.